AUGGAGGGAGCGCAAUCAGCCCUGCGGCACAGAUUGCAGUUUAGCAAUGGGCAGCAAGUGAAAAAUGAAGUAACAAAUCAAGUGACGAAUAAAGCGGCAAGCAAAAACGAUGCGUACAGCAAGAAGGGGGAUAGUCCCCCCCAAGUGGGAAACCCCCUCAUUAAGAUAACCCUCUUCGUAGUACUCAUAGUACACACACUGCUAAUCUACAUAACCAUAAAAACCAUGAAGAUGGAAAAAAUAAAACACAAACUGAAGGAAGAAAAUAUUAUUUUCAUCACAGAAAUAAUGAAGCUACUAAUUUCCAGCUUCUUCUAUCUGCACGAGAAUAAAUUCAAUCUAACCUCGGUGCGAAAAAACAUCACUGACGUUUUGACAAAGAAGAGGAGUUACGUCGUCUCCCUAACCGUGCCGAGCAUCAUGUACUAUUUUCAAAACAUAUUUUUUUACAUCUCCAUGUCGAGCAUUCCUAUCCCCCUGUUCCAGCUACUGUACCAGUUUAGGAUCCUCGUAGUGGUUAUUUUCACUUAUAUUCUUUUGAAGAGGAGAAUAAAAAUCUCGCAACUCAUUUCGAUCGUCUUCCUGUUCCUCUCGCUGGUUUGUCUGAAGGAUUACAACCUCGGAAAUGACGCACACAAGGAGGGAACCUGCAAAGUUCUCCCUUUAAAAGACAACGAUGUGGGGGUGCUGAGGGGAAUUCUGCUCUACAACAUGAAGAAGAAAUAUCUGAAUAAAAACACCCGAUUCGAUUUCUCUACCCUUUGGAGGGCAUUAAAAAGGAGGGAAGUCUUCCAAAAUAUGUUGAAAAGAAAUUCGUGCCCCCACUUCGCGUCUGACAAAAAUCACCAUGAUGUGGUAAAUUAUUCCAGGGGAAUCUCGACAGACGGGGCUCAAACUCACGUCGAACCAUGUAAGGUCAUGACUAUAAUGAAAAGUGCUAGCCCUCCAUAUGGGCAUCCGCCCCAGCAUGAGUACACCCCACAGAACAUGUCGAAGCCGAAGAAAAAUACACGAAAUAACAUCAUAAUAGGUGUCCUGACAACCUUCUUGGCAACCUUCACCAGUGGGUUUUCCAGCGUGUUCCUCGAGUCACUCUACCUCAACUAUAGAUACUCCUUCUGGUUUCAGAAUAUGUGCCUCGCAUUUUUCACCAUAAUUUUGAGCCUCUCCACCAGUCACUUGGAUAUAACAUCUCUCCUUAGGAGGUUUUUCCCCGGGGGGGAUCAUUCCAGGGAAAACACCGUGCAGGAAGAGCACCGUCCUACCGAUCCACCCCCCCACGGGGAGGAACAACCAGAUGACGGGCCUCCACCAAACGGAGUGACCCUUUUCCUUUCCAACCAUUUUAACUCCGUAAGGGAGUUCCUAUACGUUGCUUUGCUGAUAGUACUAAACAGCGUUGGCGGUAUCAUAACGUCCGUUUAUAUUAAACACGUGGGGAGCUUCUCCCGCUUUUUUGUCACUCCAUUCAGUUUGUUGUUUAAUACAUACAUAUCGUCUAUUUAUUUUAAGGAUUUUCGAUUUACGAUGAAUUACUUCAUUUCGCUUGUGUUUGUUUCUUUCUCUUUGUUCUUUUACUUCAGGGGACACUUCUAG
This is a messenger RNA of Plasmodium coatneyi, 1596 nucleotides long. RefSeq lists its product as uncharacterized. Gene Ontology annotation, molecular function: pyrimidine nucleotide-sugar transmembrane transporter activity. Gene Ontology annotation, cellular component: Golgi membrane. Gene Ontology annotation, biological process: pyrimidine nucleotide-sugar transmembrane transport. NCBI's taxonomy places the organism in Eukaryota, Apicomplexa, Aconoidasida, Haemosporida, Plasmodiidae. The coding region runs from base 1 to 1596 and encodes 531 amino acids. The record is from RefSeq and is a predicted model, not a curated record. The transcript has a single exon.